CCGGGAGCGGGGAGCCGCCGCUCGUGUCUGCUCGCGGCCUUUGAGGCGCCGAGGUCAGGCGGUGCCGGGCCGGUUCUGCACCGCGCCGCGGCCUCCUGCGGGAAUGAGCCCGAGCUGCGCGAGGAGGGGCGAAACCGGCGCCCGUGGGGCACGGAGGUGAAGGGCCGGCGGCGCUGCCCGCCCCAUCGGGGUGGCUGCCUGCCCCGCUCGCGCUGCGCGGCCCUUCGAGAGCUGCGUGCUCCCGAGCUCCUGGUAACUGCACGGAACGCAUUCACGGUGCCUGUAACGUCCAGCGUUUCGGGGAAGCCCAGUCUCGCGUCUUCUUCCUUCUCAAAUUUACCUCGUUUGCCGCUCAAUCAGAAGCAGGUUUUUCGCCUGGCGCGAGCAGAGGGCAUAUUUAGGACUGCCCGUGCCUCCUGUGGACAAACACCGCAUCUGCACAGCGCCCUGACUACGAGCUUGUGAAUAACACCUCACGCUGAGGAAUGGAGGGGGAAAAACUGAUUUCUGCAACAGACACGCAGUAUUCUAGUUCGCUCCUUCAGUCUUUGAACGAACAACGCGGCCAUGGGCUUUUCUGUGAUGUUACUGUUAUCGUGGAGGACCGGAAGUUUCGAGCUCACAGAAACAUUCUUUCUGCCUCAAGCACGUAUUUCCACCAGCUUUUGUCUGUGGCCGGGCAAGUAAUUGAAUUGAGCUUUGUGAGAGCUGAGAUUUUUGCUGAAAUACUUAAUUAUAUGUAUAGUUCCAAAAUAAUCUCUGUUCGAGCCGACUUAAUUGAUGAAUUGAUUAAAUCGGGACAGCUGUUGGGUGUUAAAUUCCUAGCUGAUCUGUCCGUAGCUCCAUCUGAUGGAAGGAGCGUGCCAGGCGAGGUCAAAGAUGGUGCUUCAGAAACUUCAGCUUCUGGCCCCACUCAGAAGGAUGCUGAAACACAAGUACCUGCCAUCAGGCAGGAGGGUCGAGAGGUGACGGGUUGGAUGCCAGUUAUAACUGAAUCGUUCUCUCUACAUGGCAUAGCCUACGAGACUCCAAAAAUAACAGUGACUGAUUCAGAUGAUGAUGAUGAUGUCAUCUUUUGCUCUGAGAUUGUUCCCCCAAAAGAAUGUACUAAAGACGCAAAUGCUGCAAUCCAGAACCAGCCUUGCCCAAAUGCACCUGGAGUUUCUGACCAAAAAUCGUGUGGCAGUGGUGGCUCCUCGCUCUCGACUAGCGCCACGUCAACUCAAAAACUUACUUCCUCUGCUAAUCAGCUGAAUCCAAACCAAGCACUGUCAAGUGCUGAAUCGCUUGUCCCUGUGACACCGCAGCAUUCGACAACUGAGCUCAUUUUGCUGAAUCGGCCCCCAGUUAACCCCUCAGCCAGUGUCAGCUCCUCACACGUGCUCCCUACAAUUAAUUUGGUUGAGGAGAGCCAGAAGCCAUCUGAUAAAGGUCCCUCAACUGAAGUGGAAACAGCUGCUGUUGAUGUAGAAGAGGUGGUUGAGGACAGUGAUGAUGUCAUCAGCUCCUCUAGUCCUAGUUCGGUCAGCAACGGCUCUUCGGUUCAGCAGCCUUCUGUACCCAAAGCAGCACCUUCUGAAGGAUCAGGAGUACAGAAAAAACAGGUUGUUAAGUUUCCACAAGAACAAUCUUCUAAACCUGGAGAAUUUAAAAUAAAAAUCUCAGAUGUCCUUACUGGAAACAACAAGGAAUUUGGUCCAGGUAUAGCAUCAAAACAUGUGGGAGAAGGGCAGAAAAUCAUAACGUUAGAUACGGCAACUGAAAUAGAAGGCUUAUCCACAGGCUGCAAGGUAUAUGCAAAUAUUGGUGAGGACACUUAUGACAUAGUCAUUCCGAUUAAGGAUGAUCCUGAGGAAGGAAAAGCCAAGCCUGAUGAAACCCCUAGAACAUCUGAUGGCGAUUCCUCAAGUAGGAAACGCAUGAAAGUAAAGCACGAUGACCAUUACGAGCUGAUCAUGGAUGGAAGGGUCUACUACAUUUGUAUUGUAUGUAAGAGGUCGUACGUGUGUCUGACGAGUUUACGGAGACAUUUUAAUGUUCAUUCCUGGGAGAAGAAGUAUCCGUGUCGAUACUGUGAUAAAGUUUUCCCUCUUGCAGAAUACCGUACGAAGCACGAAAUUCACCACACUGGUGAGCGGAGGUACCAGUGCUUGACGUGUGGCAAGUCUUUCAUCAACUAUCAGAUCAUGGCCUCACACAUAAGAUCAGUUCAUAGCCAAGACCCUUCAGGAGAUACCAAGCUUUAUCGACUGCAUCCUUGCAAGUCUUUGCAGAUCAGACAGUAUGCAUACAUUUCUGAUCGCUCGAGCAGCUUACCGGUAAUAAACGAGAAUAGGAUCGUUUAUCGUGUUGAUGCAGCAAAGAAUGGCACUGAAGGAACAACAUCUAAUUCUCCAGGCAAACAAAUGAGCUGGGAUGAUAUUUUUGUUCCACAGGGAAACGAUGCAAUUUUUAAGCAAAAUCAAUCAGAGGGUAGUACUGAAUUUGAGUUUGUAAUACCAGAAUCUUAUUGACAUGCUGGGAAAAGUGAGUACAUAGUGCAGGUUUUAUAAACAAACUGUUAAAAAACAAAUUGUUCAGAGUGAGAACAAUGUGAACUUGUUUGACAAAGUCAUCAAAUGGUAGUGCUUAGAUGGGUCGUUAGUAGCUGCAAAUAAUCUGUGGAAGCGAUUCAUUGGAAGGUUUACUUGAAUACAGAUUAAGACAUUUCCAAGGAGCUGGCAGUGUUUGCGAGUAUGUUCAUUUUGAUCAGAACGUGAGGAUUUGUGGCUGGAAAAAGGUGCAGCUUUCUCCUAACGAGCGAGAAAUCUAAUUUCUAAAGUAAUUCAAGGUAUUUCCUAUACCCAUACUUAGAUAACCCCUUUCUUUCAUGUUAGCACUUUAAUGCUGAAUUGUGCUUCAUGAUUCAUGAAGAAAACAGUAAGAUUUUCUAUGGUAAUGUUUUCAAUAUCGAACCAUUGUGUUAUUUUUCUGAAUAAGUGUUACCACAAGGGUCCAAAAUGACUGAUCCAGUAGUUUGGAGCAGUGCAUUUUUCAACUAGCAUCUUAAUUGUGCUUUUAAAAGCAGUAUGAAUCAUUUGUCUUCACGCAGGUAUUCCUGCCAAUGAGAGAUGCUCAGUUUGGUCUAACUUGAACACACUUUUAGUUGUGCUAAGCAGUAUGGUAAGUGGGGUAGUCAAUGGACCAUUCUGUUUCACUCUUUUUGUAUCAGGGAAAAAAGUCAGUGCUCAAUAGUGGAGGAAUCAAGAACACUCAUAAACUUUUUUUUUUUUCCUCUCCAUUAAGAAAGGUUUCAGUGUGGUAUAAAAAAAAGUAAUCCCCAUGAUACCCAAAGGCUUUGAAAUUUACUUAGAAUGGAGAAAUCCUCCAAGUGCUGCAUCAGUGCUGAGGCUGCUGAGGAUCUCCUGUAUGUCUUUGGUUAGAUCUUUAAGUGGAACGGGAAUUUUGUUUUUUAAUUCUCCCAUUUCUGGGGGAUGUAAUCUUAUGGUAAUGAUGUAACUGAUGUUCAGAAAAUGCCUGCCAUCCCUCAUACUCCACUGUAUUAUCUCUACAAUUGCCUACUUGUCAUCUGUUUGCUCUUACUGGCUGCUUCUAUUGCUCCUUUUUUUCUCCUUAAAUUCUUGGACAGUUAGAAAAUAAUUAGGAGAAAUCCAACAGGAGCAAGAGAUGGAAAGCUGAGAAAAACAGCAGUCGUAGCCUAGCACUUCAGAUUUAGAGACUUAGUGCAUUUUUCUAAAUGAUGAGAUGAAAGCUGUUCAGAAAUUCUAGCAGUUACUGAGGAAGACCGUUGUGCAUAAUUCUAGUUAGUUAUCAUUGCUCUCAUUGCUUAAACCUUUUCAUUUUCAUGUUUCACAUAAGCAUCUUGAUCCUCUGACUUUCAAUGUUAAGAUUUUAGACAUGCAUUUUAGACAUGCAUGGUAUUUAAAUAGUGAAUGGUUCAAAUACAGCUUGAGUUAUAAGAAAAGACGCUGGAAAGGUGGGAGAAAGAGGAGAAUCUUUACUUUUUACAUGUGAUACUCAGCACUUCUGUUUUGUAGGCCAAAAAUGUUACAUGUGUGGUUGUUUUCCAGACCGUGUCACAACCCCUUUGAAUGUAAGGGGUUUUGCUUUCAGAUGUUACAUGUUGGAUGUAGUCUGAGACAGCAUUUCAGCAGCCUCACAAGAGUUAAGUACUGAUUGCCCAGCAUAGCUGGCUGCAUGUUACAUAGGAAUGUCUUGAGCUUACCAUCAUGAAAGAAUGCAGUGGUUUUGUUGCGGAUGUGACACGUAUGGAGUGAAGCACGCGCUGCAAAGUGUGCAUUCAGUUGUACUGAAAAACAGUGGCUACAAAUAUUUGCUGCUGAUGUACUAAAAAACUUAAACUGUACCUACUAAAGGUCUCUUUUUGGAGGAAAACUGGAAAGUUAGGGCUUUGUAACUGUAUUUCUGCUAGAAGACUUGUGUGUGCAUGUGUCUCAGGGGCUUCAGUUUUCCUUGGAAGUGAUUUUUGAAAUCCAAAGUCCAGAGAUCACAUAAAGUGUUUUUUUUUUUUUAAGUGCACUAUUUAUUGAUUUGAAAACACAUCAGAUCCCUUCUUUUUAAACUUUUUUUUACAGGGCCACGAGCAUUUGUAUUUAGAUUUCUGGCUAUUGUACUUAUAUUUGUUUGUUUUUAACAUUAAGCUUCCAGAUUAACUUAAUGAAAGGCGUUACGUGACUCCUAAGAAAUUGGCCUUGGGGUAAGGAAAGGAAAAGAUUGAAUCUGAAAAACCACUUGCAUAAAACUCAACUAUUUCAGAGGUGCACUAGCAAACCUCAUGGCCAUUCUCACACAGCUAACAACCUGAAUGGAUCUGCUGCAAAAUGUAAUAAUGGGGACUGCGUUGGCACUGUAUGGUUUCUUUGGAGAUUCAUACCAGAGCAUUCCAGUAAAUGAAUGAAAUAAAAAAAUGGAGAUUAAAAAAAUUGGCUGCUCAUUUAUUUUGUACCGUUAAGGCAUGCAGCUCAGGAAAAGAUGCAGAAGUUAACAAUUACACAGAGCAUUGAGUUUGACAGCUAUUACCUAUGAACUGUUCCAUGUGAAACACUGCUAACUUUUGCCACGUCUGAAAUGUAUAUACUUGUACAGUCUUUCUUUAACAUACUUUUUAAAGUUGCGUUCUACUUUUCAUUAAUCAAUACUUGAUAUUAGUUCUUAGAGCUUUCUAUGGCAAAAAUAAAAAGUUUAAUUCUA
Messenger RNA from Phasianus colchicus (ring-necked pheasant), 5211 nucleotides. RefSeq names its product zinc finger and BTB domain containing 33 (gene ZBTB33). Gene Ontology annotation, biological process: regulation of transcription by RNA polymerase II. NCBI's taxonomy places the organism in Eukaryota, Metazoa, Chordata, Aves, Galliformes, Phasianidae. The record is from RefSeq and is a predicted model, not a curated record. Gene Ontology annotation, molecular function: DNA-binding transcription factor activity, RNA polymerase II-specific; protein binding; RNA polymerase II cis-regulatory region sequence-specific DNA binding.